Molecule: messenger RNA, 2396 nt
Organism: Mercenaria mercenaria
Lineage: Eukaryota; Metazoa; Mollusca; Bivalvia; Venerida; Veneridae
Product: galectin-5-like
Exons: 5
Coding region: 108-587 (159 amino acids)
Molecular function (GO): galactoside binding; carbohydrate binding
Source: RefSeq, a predicted model, not a curated record
CUUAAAGUACGGAUCUAAAUUAUGAGGAAGAUAUAAAAAAGAAAGGGAAGAAAAGUCCAAACUAUUUGUAAUUUGUCGCCGCUCCUACGGCGGAAAACUUCGCAAAAAUGGCCAACAAAAACCAACUUCCAACAGCGUCUGGUGGACAGCACCUUGGUAGCACACCAGUAUAUAAUCCUACUGUCCCUUUCGUUUACAAAAAUUUAAAGAGUGUGAUACCAGGAAAGAUAUUUCAUAUCAGCGGAAUACCUUUCCAGAAUCCGAAACGAAUAACAAUCAAAUUAAAGAGUAGACGAGAUGAAAUUUUUCAUUUUGACAUCAGAUUCUCUUACCUUCGUGCCAGCAAUGUAAUAGUUAGGAACAUCUGGCUCAACAACAGAUGGGGACAAGAGGAAAGAACUCUGAACGGACCCUUUCCUUUUAAACAAGACGAACCCUUCGACAUAAUGAUUCUGAUUGAAUCGGCUAGCUUUAAGGUAUCGGUUAACAGUCAACCUUUAUUUGAAUUCAUGCACCGAGUUCCCUUCCGUGGCAUCGACACGCUUCAUAUAUCUGGUGAUGUUCGGCUCUUUGAGGUCAGAAUCUAGAUAUCGAAGAGCAGGCCACUGACAACAGCUGGAUGAUUAAGAGAAACGGAGAAAUCAUUUGAUCAGCAUAAUAAUCUAUUGCUUUAAAACUUGCAACACUUGUUAACCAUCAAAAGCUGACUCUGUACAGCAAGAAACAUAACUCUAUCCUGCUUUUUGCAAGAAGCAUGGCCUCUUUUGGACUUAGAAAAUAUCAGAUUUCUUGAAUAAGUUUUGCGUUUAGGUCAACUUUUCUUCUUAACGGUCAAAGCUAUUGCUUUAAAACUUGGUCCAGGAGCAGUUAUUUGCCAUUAAAAGAUGAUUCUACACAGCAAGUUUUUUUGCAAGAAUUAUGGCCCCUUUUGCACUUAGAAAUUUAUGGGUAUGACAAUAUUUCUAUUAUACAGAGACAAAAAAUCAGAUGAGCGUCUGCACCCGCAGGGCGGUGCUCUUGUUUUAAUUUACGAUACGCCGAGCAAAGAAAUCCUUCGAACAGGAUGCACCUGUAUUACUCGGUCUAAAAAGCCCAUCCUUUGUAUGACGUCACAUACUUUUUUUUUAAAUACAAUGCUAAGUUGGUGUUUUGAUUAUGCUUCAGAUGGAAAAGAAUAUAACGAAAGAUUACAUUUUUUUUGGUGUGGAGUGUAUUUGUAAUAAUUUAACUGAACACUGGCUCCACCAUUAUACAGCAAUAACCCUUUUCACGGCCUUUGACUCAGCUCCAAAAAUCAGACAUUAAUUCCAAGAGUCAAAAUCGGUUUUUAAAAGUCUAAAACUUUAUGUUCUCAGACUGGAAAGUGGCCCGUCUUACAGUUUUGCUGUCAAUUGGACUUGCGGGGUAAUAGUAUGUUCAUCAUUUACAUUCAUGGUGCACAAAUCGGCCAGGAACAUCAUUCAGCUGAUCUUCUAAAAUAAGAACUUGAGCGAUUAAUGUAUACAAAAUGCACAAUAUGAUGUUCAUGAAAGCAUACAAAAUAAUAAAUGUACAUGACUAUGAUUAAUCCAUGAUAUCAAUUAGAUAUUAUUUUACACUUUAUGCCAUAACAGCAGACCAUUCUACCUCCGUUUACUUGCUCCUGGUAAAAAUAUUAUCUUUUACACCAUAACCAGUAGCACAUAAUUAUCGUCUGGUCUAGUAUCAAUAGAAAUAAAAACUGAAAAGGAAAACUGGUUUUCACAAUAAGUUAUCUGAUUGGUAUAUUCUAUUGUAUAUAUAUGUGUACCAAACUAAUCCACGUUACAAAACAAACGGUUCGAUUUUGUUUAGCCGGACGAUUUAUAAAAGACUUACAUGUACGUGUAAGUGUCUACUCAACUCAAUCUCCUUUUCUAUGUUUUCACAAGAAAACCUUUUUCAAAGGACUAAACGUCCCGUCUGCAGUUUCACAUUUUCAUAUAAAGUAACUAAAAAUGUUACAAAAUAUUUGUGACAUCUUUAGAAAUAUGAAUGACUAAUCGCGUAAAAUAAUUUUUCAAUCGCAUACAAAUUUUCAUCACAAAAUUAACGGUAAAUAAACCGAUCUAUCCAUUUUGUAUUUUCAAUAUAGUAUACAAAAUAUGUUAAACUUUAGAUUAAAUUUGUAAUAUUUUUGAAGUUUUAAAAAGUGAAUACUUUGAAGUAUAAAUAUUGAAUAAUACUUCGACCUGAUCUGAUAACGUGUAAAGAUUUUUCACGUAAUACUUUACCAACUUCCAACAAGAUAUAUAUGGACAGAUUUCGUCAAUACUCGAGGGUUUUUGGAAAUAUAGUUUCUCAAUGUCAUAUAUUUUACAAAUAUUAUUCACGGCAACUGGAUUUUGUCGUUAUAAAAUCAUCUUUAUAUUACGAAU